This is a messenger RNA of Arabis nemorensis, 663 nucleotides long. The record is from the annotation of a GenBank genome assembly. NCBI's taxonomy places the organism in Eukaryota, Viridiplantae, Streptophyta, Magnoliopsida, Brassicales, Brassicaceae.
AUGCAGCAAGCCUUCUACUGGGUGCCAGCACAUGCAGCAAUGGUAUACAACUUUUGGCACAACAUAAGUGCAGCCAGGCUUAGAGGCAUGGUCUCUACGGCCAAGGGUAAUAACCAAAUACCGGAUUGGAUCAGUUUGGAUAUCUGGUACGCAAUGUGGGUGUAUUGGAACACUGAGAGAACGCAGACUAGGAGUCGAAUAACUGCUGAAAACCGAAUGUCUAACCGUGAUGGAUUAGGCCUUCAUGCUCACACAUCAGGCGCUAGUUCUUUUAACCAAAGACAAAGGGAAGGUGCUGAGCCUUCCAUGUUGCGAGUUCUAAGAGAUACUCAUAGGAGACCAGAUGGUCAUGUGUUUGGUGUUGGUGGACAGCCGCCUAUACGCGAGCGAGCUGAGAGUUCGACUAUGGCAGCCACAUGUUUCAUCCUCGAGCACCAAGUGCGGGUAUUGGAGGAGCAGUUCUCUCUUGGGGUACAGCAGAUGAAUCGCUACUUUCCAUGUGAUGGUACUGAACCAUACAUUCCCACAGCUCCGCGCACUCAGGAAACUAUGGAUUCCGCGACUAGUCCUGCUUGCGUUGAAGAUAUUCGCAACGAGCCAACUUUCGAAGCAGCUGAAGAUGUAGAGGAUGGAGAAGAAGGAAGGACGAUGAAGCCUUCGUAG